UUGGAAGAAAGAUGAGAUAGAAAAGGAGGGUGGCUUACUGAAGGCAGAAGCCAGAAGACAAGCGUUUGCUGGUUUUUUCGGCUUUCCAAAUUGUUCUCUUCCUUUUUCUCAUUUUUAUUUUUUCAUUUUCCUUUACUUAUCUUUUCUUUUGCUCUCACUUUAUUUCUGCACUUUACUUUGUUCUUAGAUCCUCCUCUUCUUCUUCUUCGUCUUCUUCUUCUUCUUCUUCAUAUCUCUCUCUAUAACAGCAAAGGUUCAGUAAUGGCAGACAUUAGCCACCCUCCUAUGGAGCAACUUCAAGACCUUGAGUACUGCAUAGACUCUAACCCUCCUUGGGCUGAAACCAUCAUAUUAGCAUUUCAAAACUACAUACUGAUGUUGGGUACAAGUGUAAUGAUCCCUUCCUUGCUUGUUCCAGCAAUGGGUGGCAGUGAUGGGGAUAAAGCACGGGUGAUUCAGACCCUGCUUUUUGUAGCUGGCAUUAACACACUUCUGCAAGCACUUUUUGGAACAAGGUUGCCUACGGUUGUGGGAGGUUCAUUUGCUUAUGUCAUUCCCAUAGCUUAUAUUAUAAGUGACACCUCAUUGCAACAGAUUACUGAUCAUCAUGAAAGAUUUAUACAAACAAUGCGGGCUAUCCAGGGAGCUUUGAUUGUAGCCUCAAGCAUACAAAUCAUCCUGGGUUACAGCCAAGUUUGGGGACUCUUUUCACGGUUUUUCAGUCCUCUUGGGAUGGCACCUGUGGUUGGAUUGGUUGGCUUGGGAUUGUUUCAACGAGGAUUUCCUGAAUUGGGCAAUUGCGUAGAAAUUGGGUUACCAAUGCUGUUGCUGGUUAUUGGAUUUUCACAAUAUCUAAAGCAUGUGCGAAUCUUAAGAGAACUGCCAAUAUUUGAACGAUUUCCAGUGUUGAUAUGUGUUGCUAUAGUCUGGAUCUAUUCCAUUAUUUUAACUGCAAGUGGAGCUUACAGGGGCAAGCCAAGUAGAACUCAACUAAGUUGCCGUACAGACAAAGCAAAUCUUAUAUCUACUGCCCCAUGGUUCAAGUUCCCAUAUCCUCUGCAGUGGGGCCCACCUACUUUUUCGGCAGGUCAUUCAUUUGCUAUGAUGUCCGCAGUUAUCGUGUCUAUGGUUGAGUCAACUGGUGCAUACAAGGCAGCAUCUCGAUUGGCUAUUGCUACUCCACCUCCUGCAUAUGUAUUGAGCCGAGGUAUUGGCUGGCAGGGCAUUGCUGUACUGCUUGAUGGUCUUUAUGGAACAGGAACUGGUUCCACUGUUUCUGUGGAAAAUGUAGGACUACUUGGACUAACUCGAGUUGGAAGUCGCAGAGUUGUUCAGAUUUCUGCUGGCUUCAUGAUAUUCUUCUCUAUCUUAGGGAAAUUUGGAGCUGUGUUCGCGUCAAUACCUUUUCCAAUUUUUGCUGCACUAUACUGUGUUCUCUUUGGCCUUGUUGCGUCAGUGGGACUAUCAUUUCUUCAAUUCACAAACAUGAAUUCAAUGAGAAACCUCAUCAUUACUGGGCUUUCUCUCUUCCUUGGGAUUUCAGUUCCCCAGUUUUUCAAUGAAUAUUGGAAUCCCACCCGUCAUGGUCUUGUUCAUACCAAUGCAGGAUGGUUCAAUGCGUUUUUGAAUACCAUAUUCUCAUCUCCGGCGACAGUGGGUUUGAUUGUUGCUGUGUUUCUUGACAACACAUUAGAGGUAGAGAAAUCGAAGAAAGAUCGAGGGAUGCCAUGGUGGGUAAAGUUCAGAACAUUUAGAGGAGAUAACAGAAAUGAGGAGUUCUACACUUUACCAUUCAAUCUCAACAGAUUCUUCCCACCUACUUAGCAGAGACCAGUAGACAAUCACCCAAAAUCCCAAAGCUAAUUUGAUUUACUCUGCAGUUCAAAUUCUAUUAAAGCCAUGGAUGAAUUGUCUGAAAUUGUAUAUCCAUGACCAUUUGACGAAUGUCUCGCCAAUUUUUUUGUGAACAGCAAGGUCCAAAAUUGUAGAGCGUUGCACAAUAAGAAUGAAAUCACCUCUUCUGUAA
Molecule: messenger RNA, 2026 nt
Organism: Hevea brasiliensis (rubber tree)
Lineage: Eukaryota; Viridiplantae; Streptophyta; Magnoliopsida; Malpighiales; Euphorbiaceae
Product: nucleobase-ascorbate transporter 1
Exons: 14
Coding region: 262-1824 (520 amino acids)
Biological process (GO): transmembrane transport
Cellular component (GO): membrane
Molecular function (GO): transmembrane transporter activity
Source: RefSeq, a predicted model, not a curated record